Pisolithus orientalis is the source of this 897-nucleotide messenger RNA. RefSeq names its product S15/NS1 RNA-binding domain-containing protein. The record is from RefSeq and is a predicted model, not a curated record. Gene Ontology annotation, molecular function: structural constituent of ribosome. Gene Ontology annotation, biological process: translation. The transcript has 3 exons. Bases 89 to 892 code for a protein of 267 amino acids. NCBI's taxonomy places the organism in Eukaryota, Fungi, Basidiomycota, Agaricomycetes, Boletales, Pisolithaceae. Gene Ontology annotation, cellular component: ribosome.
AAGGAAAAAGCGAUAUUUAUAUCUCCGGCACGAAUUUCCCACGCCUGUAGAUUCGAAGUCCUGUUUCCGUCGCGUCUUUCCGUGUCUCAUGUACAGAAUACUAGCUGGACAAGCGACACCGCGUUCCGUGGCAUCGACGGCGCGUGUGCAGCUACAUACAUCCGCCGUCUGCUUGGCACAACGCAAAAAAGUCAAGGAGUCAAAGUCUGCUGUACGGGAAGAACGUAAACGGGUCAAGGAUGCUGCACGUCUACACGCCGUCCUUGGUAUACCACGUGGAGGUCAGGACAAGUGGCCCCAGUGCGAUCUUGCAAAAGCUGUUAUAACACAAGACAAGCUCCACUCCGAGGAUGCUCACGAACUCCUCGAAUUCCCCGAAGGAGCGGUUAAUAUUCCCUCUACUCUCAACUAUGGCGUCUCUGGAGACAACAAGAAGAUGUUGUUCGAGGUCUUGCCAGUUCUUUCCGCGGAGAGGGGGCGAGUCCACUUUAACGCGGAUACAGUGCGAGAGACGGAAGAAGCUAUGAAGCAUGAAGUUGCGAAGGCGAACAUGUUUGCGAAACUUGUUAGCCUACGUAAUGCAAAUGCAAAGGGAAUCGCGUACGAAAACCGGAGAAGAUGCAUAGAACUGUUCUCCACCCCCGAGACUCCCAAUGAUACUGGUCUCCCGGAGGUGCAAGCCGCUAUCCUGACACUGAAAAUACGCAAUUUGUGGGCGCAUUUGCUCAAGUUCCGUAUGGAUAUCGACAAUCGCAGAGCGUUGCGGCGCAUGGUUCACCAACGAGCCAAGGUACUGAAGUAUUUGAAACAGAAGGACCUGGAUCGUUAUGAGGCAGUCCUCCCUCGACUGGGCCUUGAGCCAGGAAGCGUUGAGGGCGAACUUGUAGUUUAAGUGCA